GCCCCAGCCCCAUGGCGGCCGAGCUGGACCCCAUGGAGCACAACAACAACAACCCUGGUCCAUGGGAGGACCCCUCGGGCCCAGCCAAGCUCUUCGAGUGCUCCCGCAUCAAAGCCCUGGCAGACGAGCGCGAGGCUGUGCAGAAGAAAACCUUCACCAAGUGGUUGAACUCUCACCUCGCUCGCGCCUCCUGCCGCGUGGGUGACCUCUACUGUGACCUCCGCGACGGCUUCGUCCUCACGCGCCUGCUCGAGGUCCUGUCCGGGGAGCAGCUGCCGAGGCCGACGCGAGGCCGGAUGCGCAUCCACUCGCUGGAGAACGUGGACAAGGCUCUUCAGUUCCUCAAGGAGCAGCGCGUGCACCUGGAGAACGUCGGUUCCCAUGACAUCGUGGACGGGAACCACCGCCUGACCCUGGGGCUCAUCUGGACCAUCAUCCUCCGCUUCCAGAUCCAGGUCAUCAGGAUCAAGACCGAGGACAACCGUGAGACGCGAUCGGCCAAGGAUGCUCUGCUGCUCUGGUGCCAGAUGAAGACAGCAGGUUACCCCGAGGUGAACAUCCAGAACUUCACCACCAGCUGGAGGGAUGGUUUGGCCUUCAACGCCCUCAUCCACAAGCACAGGCCAGACCUCAUUGACUUCCAUAAGCUCACCAAGUCCAAUGCUACCUUCAACCUGCAACAAGCCUUCAACACUGCAGAGCAGCAUCUGGGGCUCAGCAAGCUCCUGGACCCCGAGGAUGUGAACAUGGAGGACCCCGAUGAGAAGUCCAUCAUCACCUAUGUGGUGUCCUUCUACCAUUACUUCUCCAAGAUGAAGGCAUUGGCAGUGGAAGGGAAGCGCAUUGGGAAGGUCCUGGACCAGGCCAUGGAGAUCGAGUCCAUCAUUGAGCACUAUGAGUCUCUGGCUGCAGCUCUGCUGUCCUGGACCCACCAAACCAUCUCCAUCAUCGGCACCCACAAGUUUGCCAACUCCUUGGCCGGGGUCCAGCAGCAGCUCCAGGCGUUCACCACCUUCUGCACCAUGGAGAAGCCGCUCAAGUUCCAGGACAAGGGGAACCUGGAGGUGCUGCUGUUCAGUAUCCAGAGCAAGCUCCGUGCUACCGACCGCAGGCUCUAUGUGCCCAGCGAGGGCAGGAGCAUCGCGGACAUCAAUAAGGCCUGGAGCUGCCUGGAGAAGGCCGAGCACGAGCGGGAGGUUGGGCUGCGCCGGGAGCUCAUCCGCCAGGAGAAGCUGGAGCUGUUGGCUCAACGCUUCGACCAUAAGGUGGCCAUGAGGGAGGCCUGGCUGCAGGAGAACCAGCGCCUGGUGUCACAGGACAACUUUGGCUAUGACCUGCCCGCGGUGGAGGCCGCCAUGAAGAAGCAUGAGGCCAUUGAGGCCGACAUCUCCUCGUACCACGAGCGCAUCCAGGCGGUGGCGGAGCUGGCGCUGGAGGUGGCGGCCGGCGGCUACCACGACGCGCGGCGCGUCCUGGCGCACAAGGACAACGUCCUGCGCCAAUGGGCGCUGCUGGCAGAGCUGCUCCGCGCCCGGCGCCGGCGCCUGCACCAGAACCUGGCGCUGCAGAGGGUGUUCCAGGAGAUGGUGCAUAUGAUUGACUGGAUGGAGGAGAUGCAGGCUCUGCUGCUGUCCAAGGAGCUGGGCAAGCACCUGCUGGAGGUGGAGCAUCUGCUGCAGGAGCAGACGCUGCUGGAGGCUGAUAUCAGUGCCCAGGCUGAGCGGGUGCAGGCGCUCAAUGCAGCUGCGCUCACCUUCACUGAGCUUGAGGGCUACCAACCCUGCGACCCUCAGGUGAUCUGCAACCGUGUGCAGCACGUUGAGCACUGCCUGCAGGAGCUGAGGGCGCUGGUGUCGCGGCGGCGCCGGGACCUGGAGGCCUCGCGCCAGCUCUGGGCCUUCCACCAGGAGAUGGAGGAGGCCGAGGCCUGGAUCCGGGACAAGGAGCGGGUCCUGAGCACCAAACGGUGCGGCCGGGACCUGAGCAGUGUCCUGGCGCUCACCAAGAAGCACCAGAGCCUCCUGGGGGAGCUCGGGGGGCGCCGGGCGAUGCUGCACCAGAGCAUGCAGAGGGGAGAGCGGCUCUUGGCUGCCGACGGCGCCGGAGCCGGUGCCGGCAUCCAGGAUAAGACCCGUGCGGUUUGGCUGCGGUGGAAGAAGCUGGAGGAGGCUGUUGGGUUGCACCAGCAGCGGCUACACGAGGCUAUGGCCUAUUUCCAGUUCAGUGCCGACACCGACGAUCUGGUCGCCUGGUUACAGGACACUUACCGCGUGGCAUCGAGCGACGACUUCGGCCACGACGAGCACUCGAGCCUGGCGCUGCUCCGGCAGCACCGCGGGCUCCUGGCGCAGGUGGACGAGCACCGCGGGGCCGUGGCCGCUCUGCGCCGGCACAUGGCGCGGCUGGGCCCGGAGCACCGGCGCGCCGUGGACGUGCAGAUCCGCGUGGUGGAGGUGGAGCAGCUCUAUGGGGAGGUGGUGGAGGUGGCUGUGAUGCGGCAGCAAUGGCUCCAGGAUGCGCUGGCCGUGUAUAGGAUGUUCGGGGAGGUCCAUGCGUGUGAGAUGUGGUUGGAGGAGAAGGAGCAAUGGUUGCAAGCGGUGGUGGUGCCGGAGGAGCUGGAUGAGGUGGAGGUGGUGCAGCACAGGUGGGUUAUGGCACAGAGCGAGCGCCGGAUGGUGCCGGCUCCAUCACCAAACCAAAACCAACACCAGGCUCCAUGCUGCAGGUUCGAGAGCCUGGACCAGGAGAUGAACAGUGUCAUGGGCAGGAUACUGGAUGUUAACCAGGUGGUGGAGCAGUUGGUGGAUGGGGGACAUCCCAGUGCCGAGGAGGUGCGAGCGUGCCAGGACCACCUCAACAGCAGAUGGAACCGUGUGGUGGAGCUGGUGGAGACCAAGAAGUCCCAACUGAGCCAAGCUCUGUGCAUCCAGAACCACCUCCUGGAGUGCGCCGAGCUCAAGGCCCAUGUGCGCGACAAGCGCCGAGCCCUCGAUGCCGCGCACAACGGUGAUGGUGACACCGGUUACGGCAACGUCGGCGGCCUCGAGGCCCUGCAGCGGCGCCUCGCCACCAUGGAGGCAGCGCUGGCGGUGCUGGAGCCGCGGCUGCUGGCACUGCAGCACCAAGGGGAGGACUUGGCCGCGGCGCAACCGGAGCGGGCGCUGGAGCUGUUGGUGCCGUCCCAGGAGAUCCGCGAGGAAUGGGCCUCGCUCUGGCGCGAGCUCCGCGGGUGCCAGGACUCGGUGAGCGUCGCCGGGAGGCUCCAGAGCUUCAUCCAGGACAUGGACACGUUCCUGGCGUGGUUGGUGCGGAGCAGGGAGGCUCUGGGCGCCGAGGCCGAGCCGGAGAGCGUGGCCGAGGCUGAGGCGAGGCUGAGCCGGCACCAGGCGCUCAAGGAGGAGAUGGAGACGCGGCGCCGGGACUAUGAGCGCAUCCGGAUGGCCAGCGAGGGGCUGGACAUGGAGGCCACCGGCGUAGCCGAGGUUGUGCCGCGGCAAUGGCUGCAGAAGCUGGAUGCCGGAUGGGCAGAGCUGAUGAGGGGAUGGGAGGCGCGUCGGGAAGAGCUGAUCCAGGCACAUGGGGUCCAGGUCUUCCUGAGGGAUGUGCGGAGGUGUGAGAGCAUCCUUGGGAAUCAGGAGUCAGCACUGACGAGCACGGAGCUGCCGCGCUCCGUUGAAGGCAUCUCCAUUGCCAUCCGGCAGCACCGAGACUUCGGCACCGCCAUGGAGCUGCACAUGGAGCGGGUGCGAGAGGCUCUGCAGGCUGGGGAGCGGCUCCAGCGCCAGGGCGGCCGCUAUGGCGAGCGCGUGGCCGAGGCCAUGGAGCGGCUCCGAGACAAGAGCCAAAGGAACCGGGAGCUGGCGCAGGAGAGGGCGCGGAGACUCCAGGAGGAGAUGGAGAUGCAGGUGUUCCUGCAGGAAUGCCAACAGGUGGAUGAGUGGAUGCAGGAGAAGGUGCUGAUGUCGGGGGACCCCCCCCGGGACCCCCCCCGGCCCUGGAUGAGGCAGCAGAGCCUCCUGAGUGAGCUGGCGCAGAGCAAAGAGUGGCUGGAGAAGAUCGAGAAGGAGGGGGCGGCGCUGCUGGAGGCGCACCCGGAGCGCGCGGCCGCGGUGGGCGGGGCCCUGGCGGAGCUGCGGCUGCGGUGGGCGGAGCUUGAGGCCUCGAGCCGGGGGCGGAGCCAGCGCGAGAACGAGGCUGCGGCGGCCGCGCGCCUGGCGCGGAGCUGCGCGGCCCUGGAGCAGCGGCUGGGGCGGCUCGAGCGGCGCCUGCGCACUGAGGAGCACCCGGCGGACAUGGGGGGGGUCCGCAGGGAGCUGCAGAGGCUGCAGACGAUGGAGUCGCAGGUGCAGGAGUGGUGCCAGGAGGUGGGUCAGCUGCAGGCAGCGGCUGCGGCGCUACCGGCACCGGCGGCGGCCGAGCUCCCGACCGCGGUUGGGACCCGGAUCGUGAGGCUCAUUGAGCCCCUCAAGGAGAGGAGACGGAUCCUGCUGGCGACCAAGGAGCUGCAUCAGCUGAGCCAUGAGCUGGAGGAUGAGAUGAUCUGGGUGCAGGACCGCCUGCCCCUGGCCAUGCUGAAGGAGCAGGGCACCAACCUGCAGACAGUGCAGCAGUUCAUCAAGAAGAACCAGACCCUCCGCCGUGAGCUCCAGUCUCACUCCCCGCGCAUGGCAGAGCUCCUGGAGCGCGCGGGUGCUGCCGGAGCCGCCGGCAGCGCCGAGGCCGAGCCCGUGCGGCGGCUCCGCGAGCGCCUGAGCUCCGCGUGGCAGCAGCUGCAGGAGCAGGCGGAGCGCAGGCAGCGCUCGCUCGAUGCCGCGUUCCAGCUCCAGCGCUACCAGAGCGACGUGGCCGAGGUGGAGGCUUGGCUGGGGGAGCAGGAGCUGCUGCUCAUGAGUGAUGAUAGCGGAAAGGACGAGCAGAGCACCCUCCAGCUCCUCAAGAAGCACCUCCUGACCGAGCAGACAGUGGAGAACUAUGAGGAAACCAUCGCUCAGCUCUCGCGCCAGUGCCGGGCCCUGCUGGAACUGGGACACCCCCAAAGCGAACAGGUCAGCAGGCGGCAGUCGCAGGUUGACCGGCUGUACGUGUCUCUGAAGGAGCUGGUGGAGGAGCGCAAGGCUAAGCUGGAGCAGCAGUACUGGCUCUACCAGCUCAACCGCGAGGUGGAUGAACUGGAGCAGUGGAUCGCGGAGAAGGAGGUGGUGGCCGGAUCACCGGAGCUGGGGCAGGACUAUGAGCACGUCACUCUCCUGCAGGAGAAGUUCCUGGAGUUCGCCAGCGAGACAGGCAGUGUGGGCCAGGAGCGCAUCUCUGCCCUCAACCAGAUGGUGGACGAGCUCAUCGACUACGGCCACGCCAGCGCCGCCACCAUCGCCGAAUGGAAGGACGGCGUCAACGAGGCCUGGGCCGAGCUCCUGGAGCUGAUGGAGACUCGUGCGCAGCUCCUGGCGGCCUCCCUGGAGCUCCACCGCUUCUUCCGCGAGUGCCACGAGCUGGGGGCGCAGGUGGCGGAGCAGCGGCAGCGGUUGGCGGUGGGCGCCAAUGGCGGUGCCGGAGCCGCCAUCGCGGUGCAGCGGGCGCUGAGCGCCGCGGAGCGCGAGCUGGAGGCGCUGGCGCAGCGCGUGCGGCGGCUGCAGGAGGCGGCGGCUCAGCUGCGCACGCUCUAUGCCGGGGACAAGGCCGAGGCCAUCGCGGAGCGCGAGCGGGAGGUGGUGGGCGCCUGGGUGGAGCUGGUGGGCGCGUGCCAGCGGUGCCGCGCGCACGCCGAUGGCGUCGCCGAGCGCGGCCGGUUCACCGCAGCCGCCAGGGACAUCCUGGAGUGGAUGGAGGGAGUCCUGGUGCAGAUGGGAGCAGGGGAGAAACCAAGGGACGUGUCCUCAGUGGAGCUGCUGAUGAGCGACCACCAAAGCCUCAAGACCGAGAUCGAAGCCAGAGCCCAGAGCAUCUCGAGCUGCCUGGAGCUGGGCAAGAGCCUCAUCCUCAGCAAGAGCCCCGGGGCCGACGAGAUCAAAGCCCAAGUGGAGAAGCUGCUCACAAAGAAGAAGGAGGUGCUGGAGAUGUGGGACAAGCACUGGGAAUGGCUGCAGCAGAUGCUGGAGGUUCACCAGUUCGCCCAGGAGGCCGUGGUGGCCGACGCGUGGUUGACGGCGCAGGAGCCGCUGCUCCGGAGCCAGGAGCUGGGCAGCAGCGUGGAUGAGGUUGAGCAUCUCAUCCGGCGCCAUGAGGCUUUCCGCAAGGCAGCAGCUGCCUGGGAGGAGAAGUUCAGCUCCUUGAGGAGGCUCACGACGCUCGAGAAGCUUCGCGCUGAGCAGACCAAGCAGCCCCCAACCCCUCUCCUGAGCCGCAAGUUCCCGGGGGAGCCCCCGGGGGCCCCAACAGCACCGGGACCAGAACCGGGAUCGGGAUCAGCACCGGGAUCUGGACCGGGAUCGGGAUUGGGAUCAGCACCAGGAUCAGCACCGGGAUCGGGAUUGGGACAAGGACUGGGAUUGGGAUUGGGAUCAGCACCGGGAUCGGGAUCAGCACCAGGAUCAGCACCGGGACCGGAGCCGCGCGUGGGGCUCGUGCGCCAGGAGCUGCGCCCCGAGCGGCUGCAGCCGCAGCGGGAUCGGGUCCAUGGCCCGGGGGGGGCUCCGGAGCCGCCUCCCCCCAUGGACCCCCCCACAGCAGAGCCUGAGGCUGCGGCCGAGACCCGUCCAGGGCUCCUGGAGCGGAGACGGGAGCGGAGGGAGAGGCGCUUGGAACGGCAGGAAUCCAGUGAACCAGAGCACAGACCUGAUGGGAAGGGUAAAGCCACCCUGGCUGACAUUGUGGAGCAGCUGCAGGAGAAGGAAGCCGGAGGCCCCACACCAGCCUCGCCCCGUGACCGUGACCCCCCCCGCGUGCCCCCCGGUGCUGAGGCUCUACCGGAUCGCCCCCCCCGUCCGGACCGACCCCGUGCCCGUGACCGACCCCGACCCCGGCGACGACCCCGACCCAAGGACCCAGGCACCGGAGAACCGCGGCGCUCGCGGUCGGCACCGGCACAAGGCACCGGAGCCGCAGCCCCCCCGGCCCCCCCCACACACACCGUGACCCACGAGGGCUUCCUGCUGCGCAAGCAUGAGCAGGAUGGGGCCAAGAAGGCAUCUAAUAGGUCCUGGGUGAACCUGUACUGUGUGCUGAGCAAGGGGGACCUGGGGUUCUACAAGGACGCCAAGGGCCCCCCCUCGGGCAGCACCUAUGGGGGGGAGCCCCUGCUCAGCCUGCACCGAGCGUCCUGCGACGUGGCCACCGACUACAAGAAGAAGAAGAAUGUGUUCAAGCUGAGGACCAGUGAUGGGAGCGAGUUCCUGCUGCAGGCCAAGGAUGAGGAGGACAUGCGCAGUUGGCUGCGCGCUCUCGCCGCCAGUACCCAGGAGCACCAGGAGGUGGCGCGCUGGCACCAGACCCUCACCACCUCCUCCACCGACGAGGGCGCCCCCAGGCGGCCCGGAGGCCCCGCCCGCCGGAAGUGACCCCCCAUAGGGAGCCCCAUAGGGACCCUCAAUGGGGACCCCAUAUAGAGACCCAUCAAUGGGGAACCCAUAGAGACCCUUCAAUGGGGACCCCCCAUAGGGACCCCCAUAGGGACCCUCAAAGGGGACCCCCUAUAGAGACCCCUCAAUGGGGAUCCCCACAGGGACCCCUCAAUGGGGACCCCUAUAGAGACAACUCAAUGGGGACCCCCCCACAGGGACACCCCCAUAGGGACCCCCUCUAGGGACUGUUCAAUGGGGACUCCCUCAUAAGGACCCCUCAAUGGGGACCCCCCUACGGACCCCCCCCCCCCCCAUAGGGACCCCUAUAGGGACCCUUCAGUGGGGACCCCCUAUAAGGACCGUUAAAUGGGGACCCCCCCAUAGGGACUCCCCCAUAGGGACCCCCCAAUGGGGACCCCCAUACGGACCCCCCAUAGGCACCCCCCUAUAGAGACCUCUCAAUGGGGACCCCCCAUAGGGUCUGGGAUGGGGGGGGGGGUGAGUGGGGCUUUGGGGAUCCCCCCUUUGUGACCCAUAUGUGGGGGGGGGGGUGUGAAAUGGGGCGCCCCCCCCAAUUCCCCCCCCCGUACUCGUGGGGUCCCCUUUUCCCAUGCACAAGCCAUAGAACGGGGGGGGGGUGUCCCCAUCACUUGAGGGGGGGGGACACACACAGAGCCAUUGGGGGGGGGCAGAGGUUGUAUUUGUAUAGAAUGUACCAAAAAGCAGGAAAAUAACCCCAAAAUCCCAUCCCCCCCCCCCCCAAGCACCGCUGUGACUGUAUAGAUGUAAUAAACCCCUCUGCACCCCCCGCACCCCAAUA
This is a messenger RNA of Melopsittacus undulatus (budgerigar), 8316 nucleotides long. RefSeq names its product spectrin beta, non-erythrocytic 4 (gene SPTBN4). Gene Ontology annotation, cellular component: cell junction; cortical actin cytoskeleton; spectrin. Lineage: Eukaryota; Metazoa; Chordata; Aves; Psittaciformes; Psittaculidae. The transcript is spliced from 33 exons. Gene Ontology annotation, biological process: actin cytoskeleton organization; central nervous system projection neuron axonogenesis. Gene Ontology annotation, molecular function: actin filament binding; structural constituent of cytoskeleton; phospholipid binding. The record is from RefSeq and is a predicted model, not a curated record. Bases 12 to 7493 code for a protein of 2493 amino acids.